Molecule: messenger RNA, 1136 nt
Organism: Ceratitis capitata (Mediterranean fruit fly)
Lineage: Eukaryota; Metazoa; Arthropoda; Insecta; Diptera; Tephritidae
Gene: Thor
Product: eukaryotic translation initiation factor 4E-binding protein 3
Exons: 2
Coding region: 310-660 (116 amino acids)
Biological process (GO): negative regulation of translational initiation
Cellular component (GO): cytoplasm
Molecular function (GO): eukaryotic initiation factor 4E binding
Source: RefSeq, a predicted model, not a curated record
CCACCCAAACACAACAGUUCAGUUCAUACUUUCGUUUGACUCGGAACGGGAAAUUGUCGCAGAAUCUGUUUGUCCCAACUUAGUGCGCUAAUUUGAAACCGGAAAAAGUGUAUUCUUACUCAAGAAUUACAGUUUGAAAAAUUUUCUGAAUUCCUGACGACGAUUGUUUGCGAUUUUUGUGCAAUACAUAUUAAAUUGAAGCAAUAAAGUGUGCCAAGUAACCAAGGUUAUAAAAAAUUCGUCAAUUGAAAUCAACUGAAAGAAAUUUGUGCUUCGAGGUACUAAAAUAAAGGAAAGCAAAAGCGCAAUAUGUCAGCAUCACCAACUGCUCGUCAGGCUUUCAGCCAAGUCCUGCCAAGAACCAAAAAAAUAUUAAUCACCGACCCCAUUCAGAUGCCCGAAGUCUACUCAUCGACUCCCGGUGGUACCUUGUACUCGACUACACCUGGUGGUACCAAGCUUAUCUACGAGCGGGCAUUCCUCAAAGAUCUUAGAGCUUCUCCGCUGAGUCAGACCCCACCUUCCAAUUUGCCCAACUGUCUUCUGCGCGGUACACCACGUACACCAUUCCGAAAAUGUGUCCCUCCGCCAGCCGAUUUAGUAAAGAAAACGCAAUCACUGAAAAUAGAAGAUCAUGAACAGUUCCAGUUGGAAUUAUAAUUGAAUUAAAAUUUGGACUGCAGAGCGAAGACAUACUGCCAUGAACUCGAAAUUAAAUGCAGCUGUAGCAGAGAGAAAUUUAUCGAAGUAUUUUACAUACACACACACAUCUUCAACAUAUCGACAUCACCCACACCCAAAUGUACACACAGAACAUUUAAUUUAUAUUUUUUUUUAUAAUUCUUAAUUUUUGUACAUAAGAGCCAUAGAUAGUUAUGUCGGAAGUAAAAAUUAAGAAUCGGUCAUAUUGACCGCCUUGAGACAUUAAGGAUUAAUAAAUUGCGUCCUUUGUCCAUAUUUUAUGUGAUUUAAUUUUGAUCAUUAAUAUAUUAUUAAUUAUCUAGUUGUAGUAUGAAAAAGUAGCUAUAAGCAAAAUCUAUGGAUAAAAAACUAUUUGUAUGUAUGUACAUACUAUAUCUUAAACAAAAUACAUAGUUAUGUACUUGAACAUUUGUUGGUUUAAUAAAAAAAAAAAA